Molecule: messenger RNA, 579 nt
Organism: Iphiclides podalirius (scarce swallowtail)
Lineage: Eukaryota; Metazoa; Arthropoda; Insecta; Lepidoptera; Papilionidae
Source: the annotation of a GenBank genome assembly
AUGUCUUCGAUGCAUUCCGACGACGACCAGGAGGAGAUCAAUGUGGACUCUGACAGCAGGCUCUCAGGCCGCUGCGACAGGAGCGUCUCAGAAGACCGGGACUCCGAGCACAGCUACCGCUACCACUCGCCCACCAGCGUGCCCGACACGCAGCAGCGGGUCAACCUGCCGUUCAGCAUAUCGCGGCUGCUGGGGAAGCACUUCGACGUGGAGAAGCGCCGCAACUCGGGCGAGAGCGACGAGAGGAGCGACCAGGACACCGAAUCGGAGAGUGCGAACGAGCCGAAAGACGGCACCGGCCUGCCGCUGAACUUCACCCACAACCCGGCUUUGUACCCCAACUCGGGGUUACUGCUGAGGCCAGGGCUGGGCUUGGGAGGCGGGUACGGCUUCUCCAGCCCUGGGGUCGUGAGGGUGCCAGCGCAUAGAGCGUUGGGGGCGCUGGGCGCUUGGGGUGUGGCGCUGGACCCCAUGAGGCAGGCGGCCGCCGCGGCGUUCGCGCAUCAGGUGGUCAAGGAUCGACUGAACGGAACGUGCUUCUCUUGGGAGGACUAUGUUCAGCAGUGGACUGAAACGGGC